Molecule: messenger RNA, 1026 nt
Organism: Cryptomeria japonica (Japanese cedar)
Lineage: Eukaryota; Viridiplantae; Streptophyta; Pinopsida; Cupressales; Cupressaceae
Product: dynamin-related protein 4C-like
Exons: 1
Coding region: 1-1026 (341 amino acids)
Cellular component (GO): cytoplasm; membrane; microtubule
Molecular function (GO): GTPase activity; microtubule binding; GTP binding
Source: RefSeq, a predicted model, not a curated record
AUGAUUGAUUCUACACUCUCGAAGAGGCAGUCAGAACUGAAUGCUUUGCCUCGCAGGAUUUCCAACUUUGCAGAAGCCAUGAUAGAGUUCAUGAGAGUCAUGGAUUCUAUCAAAGGUAUGCUGCACAAGCUAGCUGUACAGGGGGAUAUUGAGCUGUUUCCAGAUGAACCUGAGAUGCACUGUAUUGCAUACCUCCAUAGGAUGUUUGAGAGUUAUUUGCGUGAUCUAUCAAGUGUAGUUGAAGAAACCCCAAUUGAUUUUCUGGUCGAAGAAGUAAAAUUACUGGAGGAAACUCAAGGGCUUAGUCUUUCAAACUUCCUACCUCAUUCGGUUUUGGUCGUUCUCAUACAAAGACGAAUCGAGUCCGUUUCAGAGAGUAGCAGGGAUAUAGCCAUAAAGGCUUGCCAAUAUAUAGACAAGGUUGUAUGUCGUGUUAUUGAUAUCCAUAUACAGUGCUAUCCCCACUUACAUGCAGCUUCACACACAGCUUUUCAAGCACUUAUUGACAGGAAAAGGGAGGAAUGCAUCCGGUUUGUGCAAGAUACCCUCGAUAUGCAAAAGACAAUUUUCAUUACCUUGAAUCCUGCUUAUUCAGAAUCCCGGCAAAAGUGGCAGGGUUGGAAGAAAACGUUUGAAGAAGCUAUAAAACAGAUUCUGAAUACUGUAAAACUUGGAGCAAUGGGUGAAAUUAGCCUAAAAAAUGUGCCAAGAGGCAGUAAUCAGCUGGAUGCAGCAUUUGAGAUGAAGAUGAGCGUGAUGGCAUAUUGGAAUGUGGUAAAGAUGAGGCUUGCUGAUGAGAUUCCUCUCCAUAUUCGCUUUACUUUUCAUAAAAUGGUUGAAAAUGAUAUUGUGAACUUCAUUGUUAAGGAAGUGCUAGGAACUGGAGAGUCAUCUAGGAUAUGUGAUAUACUUGAAGAGAGCCCGAAAACGGCCAGUAAGAGGAGGAACCUCUUCAAGAGGAUUGCUAUGUUGAGAGAAUCUAAGUAUACACUUUCAAAACUCAUUGGAAAGCUUGGAGAAGAGUAG